This is a messenger RNA of Spodoptera frugiperda (fall armyworm), 1543 nucleotides long. RefSeq lists its product as uncharacterized. The transcript is spliced from 8 exons. The coding region runs from base 88 to 879 and encodes 263 amino acids. The record is from RefSeq and is a predicted model, not a curated record. NCBI's taxonomy places the organism in Eukaryota, Metazoa, Arthropoda, Insecta, Lepidoptera, Noctuidae.
UUUGCGUGCUACCAGUCGCAUGCGCAGGCCGGUACAGUCCGUUUACGUUAUCGUUAACGUAACGUGUUUAAUUAAUUUCCGAUAGUAAUGUUAUUUAAUAUAUUCCACUUAGGCAGUAUGCGUGUGUGGUGCCUGUUGUCUCUGCUGUUCGGACACUGUGUCUGCAAAGUGUAUUUCGAUAAACUUGACCGCUACAUAAUAUCGUGCCACACGACCGACUUCGAGUGCUUCAAGCGGCAGUACAAGGCGCUGCGCGACAAUGUGUUGCUGGGGAACGAUAGGCUCGGCAUCCCCACCUACGAGCACUAUGUCUUCGCCUACGGAGGGGGCACCUGCGUCAAGCUGACUGGAUUGGAGGAGAGUGAAUUGGCGGCCAUCAAAUUUGAAAGCGAGCAGAAGAAAUUGACGCUGGUGCUGGAACUGCCGCUGAGGAUCCAACAAGUCAAGGAUACUAUCAAAAUGUGUGCCAGACCUGAUCGAGAAUUCAACAUCGUUCAACCUCAAAAGAGUCCCCUGAUGAGGUUUACCGGCAAUGCAACCAUAGGAAUAACAUAUCCAUAUAAACUGAAGAAGAAGAAGGGCAUGGUGUACCUGCAGCUGGAGGACGAGAACCUGGACGUGAUCCUGGACAUCCCGGACCUGAGCCACUUCCACCUCAACAGCGAGGUUGAAGCCAAGUUGUACGAGUGGUCGGAGUGGGCGUACGAGGUGGUGCAACACGUGGACGCCGCGGAGUACUUCGCCCUCCCAUACACCUCCCAGCUACGGACCCUAAUGGACCAUCUACCUUUAUACAGAUUCAUCAUGCUUUACCCAGAGGAAGAGUACGAGGACUUACAAUUCUCAUAUUCAGAAGCAACAGUACCUACUAAUCCUUAAAUAAUAAAAACAACAAUAUAUUUUUUUUUUAAAGUUCGAUUUUCCAAUUCAGUAAAAGACCCAAUUCAAUAAAAUAAAUUGUAUUAUCUAUGACGUAAAAUGCGAUUUGACAGCUGUCACUAUUUAAACAUCGAACGUUCAAAAAAAGAAAAUAACAAACAGAAAUAGUAGACGUUAAAUGUUGCCAGAAAAUUAAUUAAUAGAGAGAAAUUUUAAUAUUGUUUUUAUUAUUACCUACGUGUAGGUUUUUGUAAUAUUUUUAAUAGAAAUUGAAAUAUUGGCCAUUUUUGUAAUAAAGGGAAUUAUAAAUUAUUCCUAAGCUAAUACCGUGUAUUCUCUAAAUUAUUAAGCAGAUUUAAUAGGCAAAAAUGCUAUUUACCGUUUACGACACGAUAACGACACGACAGAACAAAAUAGAGAUUUUAAUUUCUAAAUAUGUUUUUGUACUGUUUCUAUCCACAAUAACAACAGUUAAAAAUGUUUGUUAUGUUAUUGUUAAGACAAAAUAAAGAUAAGUAUUUUCUGAACUGUAGUGAAAAUGGAGUUAGGUAUGUGUUUAAAAUAAACUUUUGUACUUUUAGAAAUUACGUUAAUUGAGUAGAUUCAGUUUUAAUUAGAAGUAAGUAUUAAUUUUUAUUGAUAAAUAAAUUGAAAUCAAAUGUUA